Molecule: messenger RNA, 1425 nt
Organism: Rhizophagus irregularis DAOM 181602=DAOM 197198
Lineage: Eukaryota; Fungi; Glomeromycota; Glomeromycetes; Glomerales; Glomeraceae
Biological process (GO): double-strand break repair via nonhomologous end joining; base-excision repair
Molecular function (GO): DNA binding; DNA-directed DNA polymerase activity
Source: RefSeq, a predicted model, not a curated record
UAAAAAUAAACUUGUAUUAUUACGGCGAAAAUGUUAUCAACAAUUCGACCAUUAACGAGACAAAAAACACACGUACAUUAUCAACAUUAUUAUUUGAAUAAUUCAAUAUUAACAGUAGGAACAUUAAUACAACAGGCUACGCGUUUCAAUGUAUAUUUUCCAGGAAGGGAAAUUUCUUAUUUGUUCCCAAAUUCCAAAAUAAGAAAAAAUGAAGAUUAUGCGCCGUCAUCUAUUACUGGUACUACUAUUGAUAAUAAAAAUGGUCCAGUUAAUAAUGAAAUAAAAUUCGAGACUAAGGUAUCUCAAAACAAGGACGAUAAAAAUAUAACCGCUAAAUCUGGACCGAAUGAUUUAAAUAAAAGUAUCACUGACGUAUUAAGAGAACUUGCUAAGCAAGAAAGAGCGGCUGGUGAUAAUUUUAGGGAACGUGCAUAUUAUGCUGCAAUAAAGUCUAUUGAAGCAUACCCAAAGAAAAUAGAAUCAGGAAAAGAAGCUCGUGAACUUAAAUUUAUUGGACCAAGUAUUGAAAUGAAAAUCGAUGAAAUAUUGAAAACGGGUACAUGCUCUCAUGUAACAGGAUAUCCUGAUAGUGCUGAAAGACAACUAUUUAAUGAGUUGAACAAAGUACCGCGAAUUGGAAGGAUCAGAGCGUUAAAAUAUUUGAGCAAAGGUUACAAGACUUUGGAAGAAAUUAGCAAUUGUUCAAACUUACAACCCGAUCAAAAAUAUAUUAUCAAGCAUAUAAAUGAAUUAGGUGAGACAAUUCCAAGAUGGGAGAUGAACUUAUUGCUGGAAUAUAUUAUGAAACAAUUGGAUAAUCGGGAUAAUCGAUAUCUUAUUGAAGCAUGCGGAAGUUUUCGACGCGGAGCAAAAUAUUCUGAAUCAUUGAAUAUUGUAAUUUCACAUCCUGAAUUCAAAGAAGAUACCACUGAAAGUAUUAAUGAUUUUUUGGAGAAGUUUAUUAAUGAUUUAAAGAUCCAAGGAUUCUGUACUGAAUAUUUUCCAAAAGGAUCUUCUAAAUACCUUACGAUUUGUCGAAUUCCUCAAACAAAUAAAAAAGCAAAACCAUAUUUACGUCGUAAAAUUGAAUUAAGAGCUGUACCGUAUAAGAAUUAUUGGCUUACAGUUUUAGCAAAAACAGGAGAUGAAGUAUUUUAUAAAAAAUUACAAAGAAAAUCACUUGAAAAUGGUUUUCGAUUAAGUGAAACUAUAUUAGCACCAAUAGAUCCAAAUAGUGGUAUGGUUGGAGAACCGUUAAUAGUUAAUAGUGAAAAUGAUAUUUUUAAAAAUUUGAAUAUAAAAUAUUUAGCACCAGAGUCUCGAGCUUGGAAAGGUUCAUAACAAAUAAACAUUAGAUCUAGUUGUUAUUGAUUAAAGAAAUGAAUAGGGAAAAAAACCAACCUAAAAAUAUUAAUUUUUACUACA